AUUCCACCCUUUCUACAAUGGCGGGUGAACACAAAAAGGCCAUCAGCUUUUCGCUUUCCUUUUCACUUUUCCACUGAAUUUCGAGGAGAUCAUCCACAUUCCUCAACUUGAAUGGUUACAAUAUUUAAUUAGGGAAGAUCCUGACAUCAAAAUGUUAACCAUCUCAUCCUUCUCAUCUUGAUCCCUUCUUCUCUUUCUUCACACCCCGAUCCACAUUAGCCUUCUUCUCUUCUCAAAAUCCAUGGCCGAUUCCCGCAAGAAGACUAUCAUCGACACUGACCCUGGCAUCGAUGAUGCUAUGGCCAUUUUUCUGGCUUUACAAUCCCCAGAGUUGGAUGUGCUUGGACUAACCACUAUUUUUGGGAAUGUUUAUACUACUCUUUCCACAAGAAAUGCCUUGCAUCUGUUGGAGAUUGCUGGUAGGACUGACAUCCCAGUGGCUGAAGGAUCGCAUGUCACAAUAACUAAAGGUACAAAACUUCGUGUUGCUGAUUUUGUCCAUGGGGCCGAUGGACUUGGCAACCAAAAUUUUCCACCUCCAAAUGGGAUUCCGAUAGACCAGUCGGCAGCUGCUUUUCUUGUUGAACAGGCAAAUCUUUACCCUGGAGAAGUAACAGUUGUGGCUCUAGGACCGCUAACAAAUAUUGCACUGGCUUUGCAAUUGGAUCCCGGAUUUUCAAAGAAAAUUGGGAAGAUUAUUAUUCUUGGUGGUGCAUUUUUCGUGAAUGGAAAUGUAAAUCCUGCAGCAGAAGCCAAUGUAAGUUGCUUCACUCUUUUAAUGCGACAACAACUCUUGUGAGUUCAUUGCCUGCUUCCCCUGUCACCAUUUUUAAGCUUGAAACUGCACUUCUCUAUCUUGUGUAUCCUACUUUUAUGUAUCAAAGAGGUUUUGUGGAUUUGAAUCUACCGCUUUAAAACAGAGGGCUUUAUAAUGCCAGGAAACAAAAUUCUUUUUUGCUUUCGUACAUUUAAAUCUAACAAAAUAUCUAAAAUCCUUGGUAGAAAGCUAAAUGUUUAUCCAUCCUCCAUAAAUGUUUACUUUUACACCUAAACUUUAUUAGUGUUUUAUAUUUUGAUUACAGAAACAAUGAACUGUAGGGAAGGGAAAGAGGACAUGAAAGUUAAAAUGGAAUAUUUGGAGAAGAAUAGAUUUUGGGAACAGGUAGAGAUGAAAAUAGCAAA
Cucurbita moschata (crookneck pumpkin) is the source of this 1182-nucleotide messenger RNA. RefSeq names its product probable uridine nucleosidase 2. The record is from RefSeq and is a predicted model, not a curated record. Gene Ontology annotation, molecular function: purine nucleosidase activity. Bases 242 to 799 code for a protein of 185 amino acids. Gene Ontology annotation, biological process: purine nucleoside catabolic process. Lineage: Eukaryota; Viridiplantae; Streptophyta; Magnoliopsida; Cucurbitales; Cucurbitaceae. Gene Ontology annotation, cellular component: cytosol. The transcript is spliced from 5 exons.